Molecule: messenger RNA, 2144 nt
Organism: Diachasmimorpha longicaudata
Lineage: Eukaryota; Metazoa; Arthropoda; Insecta; Hymenoptera; Braconidae
Gene: CCT1
Product: T-complex protein 1 subunit alpha
Exons: 5
Coding region: 121-1794 (557 amino acids)
Biological process (GO): protein folding
Cellular component (GO): chaperonin-containing T-complex
Molecular function (GO): ATP-dependent protein folding chaperone; ATP binding; ATP hydrolysis activity
Source: RefSeq, a predicted model, not a curated record
AGCGCAGGGACCCUCACACCCGCUCUCGAUCCUCGCGUGUUGCUUCGAGUGUAUCCAGAAGACAAUUGUCUACUUGAUUUUCCUGAUAAUUAAUCAUUUCAAUUGAAUUUUAGUUUAAAAAUGUCGACUGUUGCUAGUGCACUGGCAGUUGCUGGCUCCCGGCAAUCGGGAGCACCCGUGAGAACACAAAAUGUCAUGGCGGCUUGUUCAAUCGCGAACAUUGUGAAGAGUUCCCUGGGACCUGUAGGACUGGACAAAAUGCUCGUGGAUGACAUUGGUGACGUCACUGUCACCAACGAUGGAGCAACAAUUCUUCGCCUUCUGGAAGUCGAGCAUCCAGCUGCACGAGUUCUGGUAGAACUAGCUCAACUCCAAGACGAAGAGGUGGGUGAUGGCACCACCUCUGUUGUCAUAAUCGCAGCUGAGCUCCUGAAGAACGGUGACGAGCUUGUAAAUCAGAAGAUCCACCCUACCACGGUCAUAUCGGGGUACAGGCUAGCCUGCAAAGAGGCCUGCAAGUACAUCCAGGAGCGCCUGACAAUCCCAGUCGAAGAACUUGACAGGAAUUGUCUCGUCAACAUCGCCAAGACCUCGAUGUCCUCCAAAAUCAUCGGGGCAGAUGCUGAUUUCUUCGGAAAUAUGGUCGUCGAUGCUGCUAAUGCUGUGAAGAUCACCGAUGGAAAGGGGACAAAUUUGUAUCCUAUCAAGGCUGUUAAUCUUCUCAAGGCACAUGGAAAAAGCGUCCGAGAGUCGGUUCUCGUCCAGGGUUACGCCCUCAACUGCACAGUGGCCUCCCAAGCGAUGCCAAAGAAAAUCACCCAUGCCAAGAUUGCGUGUCUGGACUUCUCCCUGCAGAAAACCAAGAUGAAACUCGGGGUUGAGGUGUUGAUCACUGACCCUGAGAAGCUGGAAGCAGUGCGCCAGAGAGAGAUCGAUAUCACCAAGGAGAGGAUCCAGAAGAUUAUCUCGGCUGGUGCCAACGUUAUCCUGCUCACCGGGGGUAUCGACGACUUGUGCCUAAAGUACUUUAUCGAAGCUGGAGCCAUGGCUGCCAGGAGGUGCAAGAAGGCAGACCUCAAGAGAAUUGCCAAGGCCACUGGAGCCCAGUUCUUAACUUCCUUGACGAAUAUGGAGGGUGAGGAGAGCUUCGAGGCCAGCUUCCUGGGGGAGGCUGCUGAGGUCGUUCAAGAGGUCGUCUGCGAUGACGAGCUGAUACUCAUUAAAAACCCAAAAGCAAGGACAGCAGCAUCCAUAAUCCUUCGUGGCCCCAACGACUACUACUGCGACGAGAUGGAGCGCUCAGUACACGAUGCCCUUUGUGUCGUAAAACGCGUCCUCGAGAGUAAGAACGUGGUUCCUGGUGGUGGUUGCGUGGAGGCUGCCCUGUCAAUUUACCUCGAAAAUUUCGCGAUGUCUCUGAGCUCCCGGGAACAGUUGGCAAUCGCCGAAUUUGCACGUUCUCUUCUCGUCAUCCCGAAGACACUGGCUGUGAACGCAGCUCAGGAUGCGAUACAUCUAGUUGCUAAACUUCGGGCUUAUCACAACUUCAGUCAGACAUCUAGUGACACAGGGGACUUCAAGUGGAUGGGAUUAGACCUCAUCGAGGGUACCAUAAAGAAUAACUUCAAUGCCGGAAUCCUCGAGCCAACUAUUUCUAAAACAAAAUCAUUAAAAUUCGCAACUGAAGCCGCCAUCACGAUCCUCCGAAUCGAUGACAUGAUCAAACUGGACCCUGAACAGCGCGGAACAAAAUCCUACGGUGAUGCUUAUGCUGCUGGGGAGCUUGAGGGAUAAUUCAGAGGAGGAAAUCGAUUGAUCAGAAUUUUUUUACGAGGAAAAAUUUCAGUUUCCGGGGCAGACCUGGAGAAAUUUAAGAGUGAAGUGGAGAUAUUCACGAAAUUGUCUGGACGUUUUUUUAGAUUAUUUCAUGAAUUCGAUUUUGUACGUCACUUCACUGCUGAAUACUGUAUUACUUUUGCCUAUUAAUUAACAUUUAUUAUUAGAUUGAUCGAACUUGCAUUUUUUUCAUUGAUGAGAAUAUUAAUUUAUCACGAUUUAUCGUGGUGGUAUUAAUCAUUAAUGCUUAUUUAUGUAAGAACUUCUCAGAUUACAAAUAAAAACUUUUUUUCACCAGAAAAUAAAAA